AAUAGCCAUCAUGCUGCGGCAUAUCCCGCCGCGAACUGCUCUGGCGUUGGCAACGCUCCACUGCAACGGGCCGUUACCGUUCCGAGUCGGACACAGUGGCAGUGGCAAUGAGUCAAUCCGCUGCUUCCCAGCUAAUGCUGCAGGGCUCGGCGCGGCUUACAGACGGACUCCGUCAGGCGCUUGUGCUUGAGGCGAUGCGACGUCGCGCGUUUAACGCUUUCAGUCACGUCGAUUUUGAUCACGGCGCUCUCAAUCGCGACGCUGUUGACAAUGGCGCGGCCCUUGCCCUUGCCUCGAUUGUUUCGAGAGGUAAUACUGCUAGCAAUAGCCAGCACUCCGCGCGUCACUGCCUAACGCGCGCUAGCAGUCAGAGAGGCUAGCGCUAUCGACGCCGCAACCGCCGCCGCAACCGCCGCCGCAUCAGCCGCGACGGGUCGGCUUGACCAACUGAACCGUCUUCCGCGGAGGCAUAGUUUCCAGGACGGCGACUUCCGUCAUU
Closterium sp. NIES-67 is the source of this 499-nucleotide messenger RNA. The record is from the annotation of a GenBank genome assembly. Lineage: Eukaryota; Viridiplantae; Streptophyta; Zygnematophyceae; Desmidiales; Closteriaceae.